AGGCUAUAUAGCUUUCCGUUGGAGUCCCUCCCUGCCACAGCACCAUAUAUAUAUGCACAAGGAGCAAAAUCAGAAAGAGGCAUCAACUUUCAACUUUAUAACAACAUCCCAACUUCAACACCUCAAAAUGGCAGCUUUUUCCCAGCAUCCCCGCUUCUGCUCUUGACUCUUUUUUCGUGCCAAAGUCCUCAAAGAUCACAUGUCUGGCUAAUUCAAGAAAAAAAAAAAAAAAGCAUUUCCUGUAAUUUUCACCUCAGAUUUCUUCCAGGUGAAUAAACUACUUUGUUAGAGAGACUUUGGCCCCUCCGAUGCCAUGUCCAACUCCAAAUUCAUGAAACCACAAGUGACUGAGUCUAGUCUCUUUCACCUCCACUAUUCAGUACUCUUGUUGUAAUGAACACUAUUAUUAUUUACCCCUUUUACUAUACUAGAUGAUACAUCUUUACAACAACACAAUGUCUUCAUCAUCAUCUAUGGAGAAGGGAAAGAAAACAAUGAUCUCUAAAGAAGAAAAGGAGGGCAAAUUAGGAAAGAAGAUGAAACAAAGGAAGCAAAAUGGUGGCAGCUUCAUCACCAAUUCAGAGGAGAAGAGGAUCAAGUUGGAUUCUUCUGAUCAUCAAGAGGAAGUUCCGAAGACCGAUUAUAUUCAUGUGAGAGCACGCAGAGGUCAAGCAACAGACAGUCACAGCCUUGCUGAAAGGGCAAGAAGAGAGAAGAUCAGAGAGAGACUUCAGUUUCUGCAGUCUCUUGUUCCUGGUUGUGACAAGAUAACCGGCAAGGCUCAGGUGCUAGAUGAGAUAAUUAAAUAUGUCCAGUCGUUGCAGAAUCUAGUAGAGCGCCUUGCAGCGAAGCUUGCUUCCGCGAACUCCAUGCUGAUUGGCUUCGAAGUUGACCCGCUUAUGAACACGCAGGCGCCAGACCAGGUGCCCUCAUUAGAUGGGAAAUGUUGCUUUGAACUUCCAUUUCAAACUGUGUCAGAAUCUACAAGUUUAACUCAGUUCAGUUCCUUUGCUGACACCACUACAACUACUACACCUGGUUUUGCAUCCACUGAAAUAUUUCAGGAUUAUGGAGACCUAUUUUCGGGCUUCAACGGCCAACGCCAGAAUAUUGAUUUUCAAUGUGUGGAUAACAUGAGCAAUUUCUAGUACCUCAGAAGACACAAAAGAAAAAUAUUGAAGACAAGAAGGAAACAAGAAUGCUAAAGAUCUAGAGAAAUAUUGAUGCUUUGCAAUCUAACUACUUGAUUAUAGUAGAUUGUUAGGAGCAAAAAAAAAAAAAAGAGAGAAAUUUCGUUCUGGUGGACAAUAACACCAAUUAUAUUGAGUGACUUUUUCCUCUGCUUUAAUUUCUUCAGAAAAUUUCAAGAGGUUCAUUGUCACCCUACUGUUGUGUACUAAUUAUCUUCUGCUAUUUCUAUAUUUUGUGGGUUAUCUUUAAUCUUCUUAUUACAAGAGUACAUUUUUGUUAA
Molecule: messenger RNA, 1471 nt
Organism: Morus notabilis
Lineage: Eukaryota; Viridiplantae; Streptophyta; Magnoliopsida; Rosales; Moraceae
Product: transcription factor bHLH63
Exons: 7
Coding region: 432-1148 (238 amino acids)
Biological process (GO): regulation of DNA-templated transcription
Cellular component (GO): nucleus
Molecular function (GO): protein dimerization activity; DNA-binding transcription factor activity
Source: RefSeq, a predicted model, not a curated record